UCUUCCUCUCAUCUUAAGACUUCAGAGCCUGAGAGAUUUGCAAAAAUGGCCAUAGAGUUGUUGGGCUAUUCGCAAAUAAAUGAGCAAUUAGCUCUACAAGAAGCAGCUUCAGCCGGUUUAAAUUCCAUGGAUCAUUUAAUCCGGUUCGUUUCACAUCAACAGCAGAAAAACCAACCAGUUCAGCCCGAUUGUAGACAACUCGCCGACUUCACUGUUUCGAAUUUUAAGAAGGUUAUUUCUAUCUUGAACCGGACUGGUCAUGCCCGGUUUAGACGCAGUCCGGUUCAGCUUUCUGAUUCAUGUACUGCUCUUUCCCUAUCUACGUCUAUUCCGGUCAAGGAAACUCCACCACAGCCGACACCUCCGACUCCGGCAGUUGAGCUGGUGGAACACAGUCAAUUUCCGGCAUUGAAGUUUGACUUUACAAAAUCAAAGGUUGCGAAGGAUACUUUGAGUUUAUCGACGAACUCGUCGUCGUUCAUGUCGUCGAUUACCGGUGAUUGUGAAGGAAGCGUAUCAAACGGGAAGCAAUUUUCGUCAGUAAGCUUGCCGCCGCGGCCACCUGUGUCAUCCGGGAAGCCGCCACUCGCCGGAAAAAGGUGUCGCGAUCACGAUCUUUCCGAUGAAAUGUCCGGUAGGAUCUCCGGCUCCGGCAAUUGUCACUGCAAAAAGAGGAAAUAUCGUGUAAAGAAAGUGAUUAGAGUGCCGGCGGUCAGUUCAAAAAUCGCCGAUAUUCCAGCAGACGACUACUCGUGGAGAAAAUACGGUCAAAAGCCAAUCAAAGGCUCACCAUACCCACGGGGAUAUUAUAGAUGUAGCAGCGUAAGAGGAUGUCCGGCAAGAAAGCAUGUCGAGAGGGCAACCGAUGAUCCAAAAAUGGUUAUUGUGACUUACGACGGAGAGCAUCGUCAUGUAAUUCAAGGCACGAGCGCCGACGCCGGAGCUGGAAGUUCCGGCGAGAGAAUGAUGGCGUUCGAUUCAACGGAACAGAGAAAAGAAUAAAAAGCUUGGGGUUAGGGAUUUAGGGGUUCGUUUGUAAUAUUUAGGUAGUGGAAGGGGUUGAAUUAACAUUUGGAGAAGACUAAAGAGUAGAAAAUAGAGAUACUAUGUUGUGGGGUUGGGUUUUGUAUGUAAAUUUGGGGAGAUGGAGGGGCAGAAAUGGGAAAAAAGGACUUUGGGGUUGUUAAAAUUUUGACUACUUUUAUUUUAUUUAAUACGACCAUCGAGAAGGUUUACAAUUUUCAAGUUUGACUAUA
Messenger RNA from Nicotiana tabacum (common tobacco), 1256 nucleotides. RefSeq names its product putative WRKY transcription factor 11. The record is from RefSeq and is a predicted model, not a curated record. Gene Ontology annotation, biological process: regulation of DNA-templated transcription. NCBI's taxonomy places the organism in Eukaryota, Viridiplantae, Streptophyta, Magnoliopsida, Solanales, Solanaceae. Gene Ontology annotation, molecular function: DNA-binding transcription factor activity; sequence-specific DNA binding.